AUGGAUACAGCUAGUAGCAAAGCUGUGCUUACUCCAGCUGGAUCGAUACCAUCACAGUUCAACUUUAUUCCCUCAUAUCCUGGAAACGGAGUUACCCUGUUCCAGAUCCAAGAAUCUGUUAGCAUGAAAUGUCUCAAGGACAAUGGAGCAGGAACUCUCAUCUUUGCGCCGUGCCAAAGCAUUGGCUCUGUCUGGGAUCUCGACUUCUUGUCACUCUCUCCUAGCUUUAUGCCUAACAAGCAAAUCCAACUUGCAAAUGGUGGAAGUACGCAGCUAUGUUUGACAUUCCCCAACGGAGGCACUGUCUCUGUCAUAGCAUGUGACAGUGCAAGCAUCUACCAACGGUGGAACAUCUUCCAGAACCUUAUUCUCAGUGCCAGCACCAACUAUCUACAAUUACAAUCCAGUGGCACGAAUGGUACUGUUGCUAUUGUUGGGACAAAUCACAUCCCGAACAUUAUAGUGUAUCCCAAUGCUCCUCUAAAUGGGGUCAGCAUCUAUGAUGCAGUUACAGAUAGCUGUCUCAAAUUACUCAACAACUUGCCAUAUUGGGUAUAUUGCGAUCAGACCAAUCCUUCCCAGAACUGGGUAAUCUACUAG
This is a messenger RNA of Acytostelium subglobosum LB1, 600 nucleotides long. RefSeq lists its product as hypothetical. The transcript has a single exon. NCBI's taxonomy places the organism in Eukaryota, Evosea, Eumycetozoa, Acytosteliales, Acytosteliaceae. The record is from RefSeq and is a predicted model, not a curated record. Bases 1 to 600 code for a protein of 199 amino acids.